This is a messenger RNA of Amphibalanus amphitrite, 5999 nucleotides long. RefSeq names its product SH3 and multiple ankyrin repeat domains protein 3-like. Bases 386 to 5272 code for a protein of 1628 amino acids. The record is from RefSeq and is a predicted model, not a curated record. Gene Ontology annotation, molecular function: synaptic receptor adaptor activity; ionotropic glutamate receptor binding. Gene Ontology annotation, cellular component: dendritic spine; postsynaptic membrane; postsynaptic density. The transcript has 14 exons. Lineage: Eukaryota; Metazoa; Arthropoda; Thecostraca; Balanomorpha; Balanidae.
GCACUUGGCGAGCGUCGCUGGCGGGAGUGAGGAGGAGUGGGUACGCUGCCGGCGUGUCUGUGCGUGUGGUGGCGGCGGCCCGGCCGCUGGGCCUACAGUGACCGAGCGAACAGAGAGCGAACGAACCGGCCGACCCGGCGGUCCCAGUCGGAGUGACCGGCGCUGGACGGCGGUCCCAGUCGGAGUGACCGGCGCUGGACGGCGGUCCCAGUCGGAGUGACCGGCGCUGGACGGCGGUCCCAGUCGGAGUGGACGGCGGUCCCAGUCGGAGUGACCGGCGCUGGAUCCCAGCCAGGUGCCGACAGCCGCCGUCUACAGUAACGCAGCGUGACGGCUCGCCGCUGCGGCGCAGAUGUGUGACCGGGAGCUGAUCUGAGCGGCCACCAUGGAGGACGAUCUGAGCGUCACCUCCGACGAGCUCAUCUUUAUCCGGAUCUGCGUGCCGGAGCUGAGCGUGGAGAAGUGCCUGCAGUUCUGCCGCUCCGACCUGGUCUGGGACGUGAAGCAGCAGUGUCUGCGCUCGCUGCCCAAGGAGCUGAAGGAGAGCUUCAACUACGGCCUCUUCUACCCGCCCCAGAAUGGCAAGGCGGGCAAGUUCCUGGACGAGGCGCGCCCGAUCGCCGACUACCCGUUCGCCGAGCCGGUGGGCUGUCUGGAGCUCAAGUACAAGCGGCGAGUGUACAAGAUGCUCAAAAUGGACGAGCGCCAGCUGCGCGCCGCCCACAGCCGCGCCAACCUGCGCCGAAUCGUCGAGCACGUGCUGCAGGCCAACGCCGACAAGGUGGCCAAACUGUGCGCCAAAGGACUCGACCCCAACUUCCACUGCCCGGAGACUGGCGAGACACCUCUGACGCUGACGGCCAAGCUGAAGAGCCCGUCGCGCGUGAUCCUGACGUUGGUGAACGGAGGCGCGCUGGUCGACUACCGGACGGUCGAGGGCGCCACGGCGCUACACAAGGCCGUCGAAAGGAACAACUUCGAGGCUCUCAAGACCCUGCUCGACCUGGGUGCUUCGCCCAACUACCAGGACGCCAAGGGCCUCACUCCGCUCUACUAUUCGAUCGUACACAACGCCGACGCCAGCAUCACGCAGGCGCUGCUGCACGACCAUGCCACCAUCGGCGCCCGCGACUGCCAGGGAUGGGCCGAGGUCCACCAGGCGGCGCGUCGGUCGAUGACCCAGCACCUGGAGCACCUGCUGUUCUAUGGCGCCGACAUGAACCUGCACAAUGCGUCCGGUAACACGCCGCUGCACGUAUGCGCCAUCAACGGCGAGGAGGCGUGCGCGCGCGUGCUGCUCUUCAGGGGCGCCGACCGAGAGGCGCUCAAUUUCGCCAACCAGACUCCCUACCAGGUGGCCGUCAUCGCCGGUAACCUGGAGCUGGCCGAGAUCAUCCAGCGCCACCGGCCGGAGGACAUUGUGCCGUUCAAGGAGGCGCCCAAGUACAACCCGCGCCGCCGCUCGGGCCUGGUGCUGCCGCGCACCCACUCGGAGUCGCGGCUCGGCUCGCCGCUCUCCAAGCCGCCGUCGCCGUCGCCUUCGAACCGCUCGCUGCCGCCGUUCUCGUCGGCGUCCAGCCUGAGCGAGACGAGCACGGGCAGCAGCGGCACGUGCACCCAGCCGACCAGCGAGGCCGAGCCGCCGCUCCUGCAUGGUAAGGACCUAUUUGACGUGGUCUCCGAGAGCUCCGGCGUGGGCACCAGCAACGGCUCCGGCUCUGGUGAGAGCGUCCCGGACACGGCGCCCGAGGCCGGCCUGGUGCAGUUGGCCGCCGCCGGCGCCACCGUCGUCUGCAUGGAACCCUACAGCAGCCCGCUGCCCGGACACCUGACCAUCGCGCACGGAGACAUCAUCGAAGUGUCGGCCUCCACCGAUCACGGGAUGCUGGAAGGCUGCCUGGACGGCCAGCUGGGCGUGUUUCCCGCCCGCUGCGUCCAGGAGGUAAGGCUGCGCAAGUCGCCGCCGGUGGCCGGACCGGCACGGCCGCCGGCUGCCGACGAGCCGCCGUACGGCGCCGCCGGCCUGGGCUGCUCACUGAGCACGCCGUACGGCACGGCGCCGCGCCAGCGCCGGCCCGCGGCGCCGCUGCAGCCGCGCACCGUGGUGCUGCACCGCAGCGCCAAGGGCUUCGGCUUCGUGCUGCGCGGCGCCAAGUCCAGCUCGCCGCUGAUGGAGCUGCGCCCCAGCGAGCGGUGCCCGGCGCUCCAGUACCUGGACGACGUCGACCCGGGCGGCGUGGCCGAGCGAGCCGGCCUAAAACAGUGGGACUUUAUACUGGCGAUCAACGGAGUCGACGUGGCUCAGGAGUCUCACGAGCUGGUGGUGGAGCAGAUCCGGCGCGCCGGCGACCUGGUGGCAAUGACGGUGGUGUCGCUGCCCGACCCGAGCCAGCUGGCGCCGGCGGCAGCCGACCGGCCGCGCCAGUUCUGCACGCUGCCGCGACACGUGUCGGCCGGCGCCGGCCGCCGGCCACCCGUGCCGCCGCUGCCCCCUAAACGCGACCCCAAGACGACGCUGAGUGUGGGCCGCGCGCGCGCCCGCUCCCUGUUCAACAACUACCCAGAGAUCGACGCGCUGGAUCGCGCCAUUCACGACUACGACUCGGAGGGGCGCAGCACCAACAGCAGCUCGGUCGACUCGGAGACGUACAAGGUGCCCAGCGCCGGCGUCCAGGUGGCCUCGAUUCGGACGCGUCCGGCCAGCUCUCGGCUGACGUCCCGCGAGCUGGAGGAGCUGUUCGCCCGGCAGGGCUCUGCGCCGCGCUACCCACCCACGGCCGGACAGGGCGGGCCGCGCGUCUACGCCUCGGUGGCCGAGAUGAAGCGGCACAAGGGCAAGAAGCCGAAGGGCGGUCCGCUCGAGUCAGUGUAUGUGGGUGACUCUGGCAGUCUGAGCAAGGCGUUCCACAGCACGCCGGACCUGCAGUCGGCCGCAUCGUGGAUGGCACGCCGGCGCAGCCACUCGCAGGAGGACCUGCACGCGCUGCAGCAUGGGCCCGGCGCCCGGCUGGCGCCGCGGCCGGCCUGGUCCAGCAGCGAGCACCUGUACGGUCGCGCGCGCCGCGCCAGCACCGACACAGCCAGCGAGACCAGCGACCACAGCAGCAGCCGCGGCGGCGUCGGGCGCCGCAUGCGCCAGCUCAAACUGCGCGGCCGCGCGGUGGCGGCCGGCGCCAGUGCGGCGGUGCUCAGUGGCGGCGCGGCGCCGGCCGGGCCGCUGCUGACAGACGCCGAGUACGCCGUGCCGCCGCCGAUAGGCGACGGCAGCGCGCGCCGCGUGCCCUCCACCUUCCGGCCGUCGUCUGACGCCAAGCUGUACGCUUCGCCAACCGAGCUGAAGACGCUGGCGUUCCACGACGGCGCGGCGCCGAUGCGCAGCCGUUUACAGCCGCAGCAGCGCUCGCGCAGUGUUCCGCCGCCGGCGCGCGACGCGGACCGGACCGAUCAGCCGCUGUCAGACGAGACGACGCCCACCAACGCGGCGCCGCCGUCCGAGCUGUACGCGCGCCCGCUGCGCCGCUCCACGUCUCAGCCGGCCGACGAGGAGCUGCCGCCGCCGCCGCCGGCGGCGCUGCUCAAACCGCCGCCGUCGCCGCGCAGCUCGCACCCGGCGCCGGCCGCCGGCGAGCAGCCGGCCCGGCCGUCACCUCCGCCGGCGGGCGGCGGCUCAAACCUGCAGACGCUGCUGGCCGAGAAGGUGGCCGAGCGUCGGCGCCGGCUCAGCGUGGGCGAUGUGCGCGGCGGGCCGGCCGGAGCUGCGCCGCCGCCAGCAGAGUGCCCACCCGCCCGAGACGCGCCGGCACCAGCAGAGUGCCCACCCGCCCGAGACGCGCUGGCAGCCGGUGAUCGGGUGCAGCAGGUGACGCGGAUACAAGUGGGGAAGAAGCAGAUGCCGUCGGGCAUCCCGAGUCCGACCAAAACCGUGCCCCAGGGGAUGACAAAGUCGCACACCAUCGGUACUCUGAGUGGCACUGACCUGCGCUCGGCGCGCGCCAAACUGCGCAGCGCCCGACAGCCACCCGGCCUGCCGGGCGCCGCGCCGCGCCGCCAGCAGGAGGAGGCGGACAGCUCGUCAUCGGGCGUCAGCUCCGACCAGGACCAGGCGCAGCCGCCGAAAUACGUCACAUUCAUCCCUACCGAGGGCGGUUCAUACACGCGGCGCCGCGACGACAGCGGCGAGUCGGAGAGCUCAGACGACACCAGCGACCGCACGUGGAUCCUGAGCUCGGAGCGCGGUGGGCCGCCGGCGCGGCCGGCCGCCGCCGCCCCGCCCACCAAGUCGAGCAGUAUCCCGUGCCUGUCGACGGCGCACGCCAAGACGGCCGCGCCCACCACACCGCCGGCGUCCAGCCUGAGCAGCAGCAGCGGCGCUGCCAAGCCGGUGUCGAUCACGGUGCCGGGCGGGCGGCCGGCGCGCCAGCGGCGCCAGCUGCGCUUUGGCGGCACCACUACUGUGGUGAUCACCGGCAGCGGCGCGCACGGCACCGACACAGAGGCCGAGCGGCACCCCGCGCACGGCACCGACACAGAGGCCGAGCGGCACCCGGCGCACGGCACCGCCGCCGACGACGAGCGCAGCAUCGAGGAUAGUCUGCGCGAGAUCGAGCAGCACGUCAGCCAGCUGGGCGGCGGCGCGGCGGCGGCCGCGGCCGUGGUGCCGCCGCCGCCCGGGUUUGGUGGCGACGGGCUGCUGCUGGCGCCACCACCCGAGUUCAGCGACCCGGCCGGCCACAAGGCGCCGGCGCCGCGGCCGCCGCCCAAGCCGGCCGCCGAGAGCCAGUCGCGCCUGGUGAAGCCCAGGUCGCUGGCGGUGCGCAGUCGGUCUCCGGCCGGCGCCGGCACGUCGCCGCCGGCAGCGCUGAGCUCACCGAGCGGCGCCGGCUCGGUGACGGCUGGCGCCAGCCCGGCGCGCGCCAGCUCCGGCAUCCCGCGGCCAGACGGCGCGCGCCGCCACUCGGCCGGCAGCCCCAGCAAGAUCCCGGCGGCGAGCCGGCCGCGGCCGGCGGCCGGCGCGCACGUCAAGAACCGGUUCCGCACGGUGCCUGUGUCCCAGUGGAGCGUCGAGGACACCGCUGACUGGCUGGAGAGCCUCUUUAUGCCCGAGUACAAGGCGCGCUUCGCAGAGGCCGAGGUGGACGGCGCGCGACUGCUGCAGCUGGACGGGCCGGCACUGGCCCAGCUCGGUGUGAAGCGCAUGGGACAUCGGCUCAACAUUGAAAAGUCGCUCAAGCGUCUGACCGUGGCGGCACGGGUGGGCAUUGCUGGCCGGUAGGGCCGCCGGUGGCGCCGCCGCGCCCAGUGUUGUUGGUCGCCUCAGCAGUGUUUGUGUGGGCGCCGUCCCGUCCACGCUGCGCCGCUCUGCCGGCGUAGCUCGCCGCCCGACUGGCCGACUGCUCACCGGGCGUCAGCUGUGAUGUCGCGCCGUGCCGAGACGCCCCAGUGGCUGCCAGGUCGGCUCAGCGCGGCGGCUCUCCCCCUUUUUAUUACCAAUGGAGUGCAGCAUAUUGUCAUUCUCGAAGGCGGCAAUAUGAAAUAGGCGAAUGUUGACUGGUCGUGUUAAGUUCAUUUAAAGCGGAGCAGCAGCUUUAAUUGUGCCAAGAUUGCUUACCUAAAUCACUGCUUCUGUCGAAUGGGUCGUAUUCGUGAAAGUAUGUUAUCGCCGUAAGAAGAGAUCCAACUAUGAUUUAUGUACCGUUAGUUCAUAUUUCCGGUCGCCCAGGCAGUUACGUUAGCACUAAGAUAUGUAAGCUAUACGUGCUGGAGCUGCGCGUACCCGUGCUUCCCAGUUCUGAGUGAGUGGGCGUCUGUUUAGGCGCCGUGGUCCACGCUGGGGAGCUAGAACAGAGAGGGCAGAAUGCGCCCAGACACCGGCUUCAACGUGCCAACGAUGUCAGCCAUUGUGAUUGCUAUUGUGAAUCCGCAACGGACUCUGUCAACGUGUUUGUAUGAAUUUAUUUUGUAAAUAACCAUUGUUCAAUUAAAGACAUCUAGAUCAAUAA